AUGAUUAUUAAUUGGUUACUAUUUUAUUAUUGUUCAAUUGUAUUUAGUGUUGCUGUUAAUCCAUUACCAAAACCUCAAAAUUUGACAUGGCAAGAUGUUGAUAAUCCAAUUAUUUUAAAUAUUGAUGAUUUAAUAAUUACAAACUUAACAAAUAGCUCAAUAAUUCAUCAAGCUAUAAAUAGAACUUUUACUUCAGUUAAAGAGCUUAAGUGGUAUCCAUAUACUAACGAAACUAAAUUUAAUUUCAGUGAUAAUUUUUCAACUUCGGAUGCAAAAUUAUCCAUUAAUAUUAAUGAUUACUAUGCAGAUUUACAAUUUGGAGUUGAUGAAUCUUAUAAUAUUAGUGUAACCAGAAAUGCUUUGAAAAUUGAUGCUUCUACUAUUUGGGGAGCCUUACAUGGAUUAACUACAUUACAACAAUUAAUUGUUUAUAAUGAUGAGAAAUUUUAUAUUGAAGGUUCAUUAACUGUUAUUGAUUAUCCUAAUUAUCCUCAUCGUGGUUUGUUGAUUGAUUCAGCUAGGAACUAUUUAACUGUUCCUUCAAUAUUAGAACAAAUUGAUUUAUUAUCAAUAAGUAAAAUGAAUUCUUUACACUGGCACAUAGUAGAUACUCAAAGUUGGCCCCUUGAAUUAGAGUCAUAUCCUGAAAUGACUGAUGAUGCUUAUAGUAAAGAUGAAGUUUAUACUCGUAACGAUAUUGAGUAUAUUAUAGACUAUGCCAAAUAUAGAGGUGUUAGAAUAAUUCCCGAGAUUGAUAUGCCAGGACAUGCUCGAGCUGGCUGGAGACAAAUUGAUCCUAACUUAGUUGAAUGUGGUAAUGAAUUUUGGUCAAAUGCAGGAUUAGAACCACCUCCAGGUCAAUUAAAUAUAUUAAAUAAUGAGACAUAUAUUGCAAUUGCCAAUGUUUUCAAUGAAGUCAGUGAAAUUUUUGAAGAUAAAGUUUUUCAUGUUGGAUUAGAUGAGUUGGGAAAAACAUGCUAUCCUCAAGAUUGGUUUAAUGAUAAUAAAACUUUGAGUGAUUUGACUCAGUAUUAUUUAAAUAAUGCAUUACCAAUUUUUAAUAAUGCAACAAACGAUAAGAAAUUGAUUAUGUGGGAUGAUGUCUUGUUGUCUGAUGAAGCAGUAGACAAUUUAUCAACUAAUAUCACUAUUCAAAUUUGGCAUGAUCCAUCUGGAAUAAAACAGUUAACAAGUAAAGGCUACGAUGUUAUAAUAUCCUCCUAUACUUACUUAUAUCUAGACUGUGGCUAUGGUGGUUAUAUCACUAGUAGUGACUUAUAUACAAAUAAUCCAAAGAACAACAAAGUAAAUUCCUGUAAUGGUGGAAGUUAUUGUACUUAUAAAACUUGGCAAAGAGUGAGUAAUUCGAAGCUCGUGAAAACGAUUUUACUAACAAAUGUUUAGAUUUAUGAUUUAGAUUUUACUGCUAAUUUGACUGAAACAGAACAAAAACAUGUUAAAGGUGCUGAAGUUACUUUAUUCGGUGAACAAGUUGAUUCAACAGUUUUAACAGGUAAAAUAUGGCCAAGAUCAGCUGCACUUGCAGAAUCAACAUGGAGUGGUAAUAAAUUUCAGGACGGAAGUUUUAGAAAUUAUGAUUUAACUCAAAGAAUAUUGAAUUUUAGAGAGUUUUUGGUCAAGUUGGGUUAUAGUGUAUCGCCAAUUGCUCCAAAAUAUUGUGUUAUGAAUCCGCACAAAUGCGAUCAAUAUGAAUAUUAUCAUGAGGUCAGUAAUAGUUACUGA
Insectozyma verbasci is the source of this 1743-nucleotide messenger RNA. The record is from the annotation of a GenBank genome assembly. NCBI's taxonomy places the organism in Eukaryota, Fungi, Ascomycota, Pichiomycetes, Serinales, Debaryomycetaceae.